GCAAUGUCACUUUCCGUGACAGGAAGACUGUCGUGUUUCAAAAUAAAUACUUUUUGUUGAAAUACAUGGAAGCGUGAAAUUACCUAGCCUUAUCUCCAUAAUAUUAAUUGAUUUGACCUAUGCAGAAGAUGAGCGAUAUUAUUUGACCCAAAUCGGGCUCACAACAAUUGGGUAUUAACUAGGCAGAAGUCUGGUUCCUCGUUCCUUGUGAUAUCAUAACUAUAAAUAACUUCAUUGAUUGAGAUUGAUAUAGAAAUCACACCUGAUUUUGUUAUUACACGGAAGUGAAUGCUUUUGAGAUUCAGGAAAAAAGCCGAACGAAAUGGUUUUUGAGAGUGUUUUAGUUCAAGUUUUGAACAGUGUUCUUGGGGAUUAUGUUGAGAACUUGGAUACAAAUCAAUUGAAUGUAGGAAUAUGGGGAGGGGAUGUUUUACUCAAAAAUCUACAGCUGAAGCAGUCAGCUUUGAACAAUUUAGAUUUACCUAUACAAACAAUCUAUGGCAAAAUAGGAAAACUUGUUCUUAAAAUACCAUGGAAAAAUUUAUAUGGUGCUGCUUUUGUCAUCAAUGUAGAAGAUAUUUAUCUGCUUGCUGCGCCUAACAAACAAACCAAAUAUGAUCCUGAAAAAGAGAAGGCUAAAGCGCUUGAAGCUAAGAAAGUACUGAUCAAAAAUGUGGAGUUGGCAAAGAAAAUGGAACAAGAAAAGGAAAAAGUUCAGAAGGCAGAUUACACUUUUGUGGAAAAACUGAUCACACAGAUUAUUAAGAAUUUGCAACUCAAUAUAAAAAAUAUUCAUAUUCGAUAUGAAGAUAAAAUUACAAAUCCUGAGUCGCCAUUCGCUCUGGGUGUGACUCUUGGGGAACUGAAUGUUCUGAGUACUGACGAAACUUGGGAACCGAAAAUAACACAAGAAAAUAUAACGAAAAUAUUCAAGAUUGUUUCACUGGAUUCCUUGGCGGUCUAUUGGAAUUGUGGAACAGAAACUUAUUCUGAUAAAUCUGUCAUCAAUAUGGUUGACAGUUUGACUAAGGGAAUCGCAACUAAUAAUACCGAAUCCACUCCUACAGGAUUUCAUUAUAUUCUGGGUCCAAUAAAUGCCUCAGCAAGGUUGAAAUUGAAUCAGAAACCAGAACAAGACGAACCAGCUUACAGUAUUCCAAAGAUUCAUCUUAACCUAGAUCUCAAGAAACUUUAUGUAGGUCUCAGUAAAAAACAGUACAAGGAUAUAAUCGCUUUAACAAAUGCUAUGGAUAGAAUGAUUAAAGCCGAUCCAUUCAGAAAAUACAGACCUGAUCUUCCUGGCUACCAGGGACACUACCGAGAGUGGUGGCAAUUUGCGUACAAAUGUGUGCUCGAGAGUGAAGUCAGAAGAAGGAGAAAUAAUUGGGAUUGGAACCACAUUUGUGCUCACAGAAAUUUGUGCAAGGCUUACCAGCAAAAAUACCAUGACAAAAUUAUUGGUGGUACAGCAAACAAUGCAGCAGAUCCUGAAAUGGACGAGAUGGAAGAAAAAUUGGAUAUAUUUAACAUUGUUGUAAUUCGUCAAAGGGUGGAACUUGAAGCUGAAAGAUUGAGAAAAUUGGAGGCCGCUAAACCUAAGAAAGGUUGGUUUGGUUGGAUGUGGGGAAGUGGUCAAGAACAGAGCGAUACUCAAGACGACGAAGAAAACGACGAAGACUUGAGUUCAGAAGAGAAAAAGAAGCUCUACAAAGCAAUUGGCUACCAGGCUGGCGCUCCACCCCCUAUUUACCCUGAGACCUAUGUUGACAUGACUGCAACAUUUUUACUAAGAACUUUGGAGGUCGAACUCAAGGAUGAGGAAAUGGAAUCAAAAACUGCAUUAUUUACAGAACUGAAAGGGGUUAAAUGCAGAUAUGACAGCAGAGCUGCUGCACAAGCCAUGAAGGUACAUGUAAAAAUUGAUGAGUUUACUAGUUAUGGAUUAGAACAGGAUGAUUUUAUUCCAAGCCUCAUCACAUCUGAAACAGGUGGUGGAGACAGUGCUCUCUUGGAGGCCACAUUUGAAACAAAUCCAUUGGAUAAGAGAUGUGAUCAAAGGCUGAAUCUGACAGCACAACCAAUAACCAUAAUUUAUGAUGCUGUUACAAUAAACAAAAUAAUAGAAAUAUUCCGUGUUGACAAUGAUAAUGAUUUGGAACAAAUUCAAGCUGCAGCAGCCGAAGGAGUUCUGAACUUUAAAGAAAAGUCGGCUGUAGGACUCCAAUAUGCUAUAGAACAGCACAAUUUGUUGGAUCUGAAAAUAGAUCUUCAGGCUCCGAUAAUUCUUAUACCUUAUGGUGGAAAAUAUACCUCCUGCGAAAAUGUUGUUGUAGUCAAUCUGGGUAAUUUGAAAAUGUACUCUAUAGAUCGACCACCCUCGUCGAUAAACAUACGAAAAAUGUUGGCUCAAGGCAAAGAACAGUCCGAAAUCUUGAAAGAAAUGAUCGAUCAGAGCUACGAUCAGUUUUGCUUGGAGUUCACUAAACUUCAGAUCCUUUUGUCUCAGGGCGACGAAGACUGGAAAUCAUGCUUGAAAGAGUCCAAAAAAUCUGAUAUGCAUGUGUUGGUGCCAGUUAGUUUGAAUUUGAUGUUCCAUAAGUGCCUCAUUACUGAUGAUCCACGUCUUCCCUUGACUAAAAUUAAAGGGGAACUUCCUUCUAUUAACGUAACAAUGUCGGAUGCAAAAAUACUCCUUCUUUAUUCUCUCAUCAAUAGUAUACCAUUUCCAUCAUCUCCAAGUACUAGCGAAGUGGAAAUACCAGUUAAUAUUCAACGUUCCUCUAGCCGUGGAAGUAUUUUCAAAACCUUGAUGACCGCCCCAGAAAACCCUUCGCCUCAUAAGAAAGCAAGUAUUCAUAGCGAGGCUAGUGCUGAUGAACUGACUCAUCACCUGAUUAGUCUGGAUGUUAAUUUUGUUAUGAAAGAACUGAAACUCACCUUAGGACAUCAAGAAGAUUCUUCAUCUCCUAUGGUGAACAUCGCAACAAUUUUAGCUCAGAACCUAAAAUUCGAUUUAACUCAAAAGAAGUACAGCCUCUCAGUGGGUGUCAGUUUAGCGGCUAUUGAAUUUAAACAAUUCCGGUCGAACAGUGUUAUAGACAUAAUUUCAGUGCCUAAUGUAGGCAAGGAAGAUCUCAUCAGCUUGGUAUAUUUGCAGGUAGAUGAAAAAGCUCCCGACUUCCAUACUGUUUACAACUCCUGUAAAAUAAAAUUGACAGCUGAAGUUUCUGUUCUCAAUGUCAACCUUCAUCAGGAAGGGCUUCUCUCGCUGAUUCAGUUCCAAACUCAACUUCAGAAUGAUUUAGAGGAUUCGCAAACGCAAGAAGCCCAACCUACACAUUCUUCUAUGUCUAAUUUGAAAAGAACUAUCUCAAUGAUGAGUAGCCUAUCUCAUAUUUCUCAGACCAUGGCCGAAAUUGGAGAUGCUAUGGGUAUUAGACCAGAUCUAUCACGUGCUGGUACCAAAAAUGAAGUCAUCAAUACUAAGCUGCGUUUCAAAUUCAAGGAACUCCAAGUAUUAAUAUCAACGGAAAAAUUCAGAAUAUCUGAAGUUGCAAUAAAGGGUAUAGCAGCCGAAAUUAUUAUGCAAGAUUCUAAAACAACAGUAUUAACAAACUUACAUGACCUCCGAGUAUGGGAUCUCAAUCCAGGCACCAUUCACAAAGAGGUUUUAUCUGUAGUAGGAAAAGAAACCUUAAAUGCGAAAAUUGUAAUGAAUAAUAUUGAGAGCACAGCCCCAGAUAGUCCUGAUAUCAUAGUUGAUGCCAGCAUGGGAGGUCUGAAGAUUUAUUUCCUCAACUGGUUCGUUACAAACAUACUGAAUUUCGUGAACAACUUCCAAGCAGCCAAAGAAGCAAUUAUAGAAGCUUCAGCAAAUGCAGCUGAAGCUGCUAAGCAGACUGCUCAAGAGGCUUAUGAAAAAGCUACGAAAAUAUCCCUGAAUAUCAAUAUAAAAGCACCGGAUAUCAUCGUUCCUAUAAACUCGAAAUGUUUAGAUGGAAUAGCUCUAGAUCUUGGACACAUAACUAUUACUAAUAGGUUCAACACCUUAGACACCGGCGAUAAAAAAGGACACGGCCCAGUAAUUGUUGACAGGUUACGGGUUACCUUAUCUGAUUUGAAGUUAUCAAAAGUAAAAAUGGACGACAAGCAUAAUAUAAUUGAAGAAACCAUUAUUUUGGAACCCCUGUCUUCGAAAUUGAUAAUCAAAAGAAAUUUAUCUGCAUCAUGGUACAAGGUGAUUCCAGAUAUUGACAUGUCUGGAAAUAUUAAUGAAAUUAAGGUUAGAUUCAGUCACCUCGACAUGGCUACAGUUACUAGUACACUUAAUGGUAAUUUAGCUGAAGGUACGGAAGAACAUGCCAUGGCCUUGAAAAGAAGCGCAUCAGUUACAAGUUUCCGUAACAGGGAUGUUAUUAUCAGUUUAGAUAAUGAAACCGUUGACUCGAUUGCGCAAGAGGGUGAAGAAAAGGAUGCCGUCCAUACGACAAUAAGAUUCACACUCACUAUGGAGAAACUUGAAUUGAACUUAUUCACAGCGCCAACGGAAUCUAAAAUCAAUUUGAAAGUCGAGCCCACAUACCAUCUUGCAAGGUUUUCUCUGGAAGGAUUAUCUUGCAAAGGACGACAGCUAUCUGACACUACCUUCAGUACGUCUAUUCUUCUGUUAAAUUGUACCCUAGAUGAUAUGAGACCAGGAAGAGACCAGUUGAUAAGGCGUCUUAUAGAAAGAAGGUGCGAUGUCAAAGAUGAAACUGUUGGAAAGGAAGAUAACAAAAUAAGAAGUAUGCUCGACAUAACGUACCAACAGAAGAAAAACGAAAUGUUCGCUGACGUAAGAGUUUACAGUUUCACCUUCAUUCUAUCCGUUGAGUAUAUGAUGAAGCUAAUGGAUUUCUUCAAUACGACGUUUGAAACCGACAAAGCAACAGCAGAUGCUUCCCAAAUUUCAGCUAAGCAAACUCCCUCCAGUAAAUCCGUGCAAAACAAGACUGCUGCGACUUCCACUCAGAGCACAGUUAGGAUGACAGUAAAUUUGAAAAUAGAAAAACCUGAUAUAAUUCUUGUGGAACAUAUGGAUAACAUCGAUACCAGUGCUAUAAUUUUACAUAGCGAAGUUCAAAUAAAAUAUCGUAGCCAAGGUAUGCAUCAAGUGAUCAAUGGUACAGUUAUGGAGUUCCAAUUGAUAACAUGCAAUUACAAUCCACUGAAGAGAAAUGAUACAAUGAGUAAUAUUCUGUUCCCAAUAACUAUCAGUAUAGCCGGAUCUACACCCCAAGAUAAAGGAUUACAUGUAGAGCUUCUAUUCACCGAUAUUAGAUUCUGCCUUUCUCCCUCAACGAUCGGCCUACUUAGUAACAUAUCUGCGAAAUUUAGCGCAACAAAUGUCACAUCUAAUAUUGAGGAAGAAGAUGCAUUCACAUUUUCUGAACUUUGGCAUCCCAAACCUUAUUCUGAUGACGACUAUUGGUAUUUGAGAACAGAUGCUGGUAUUGAUGUAGUCGAAGAAAUUAAUUCAAAACAAGCAGACGUGUCAUUAGAAGUGAAUAACUUCCUAGAAGAGCUAUGCAUUAUCAAUAUGCCUGUCAUUAUAUUAACUUUAGAAGCUGGCGAAGGACAGAAAACAUUACCCAUGUUGCUUUUGGAAAGUAAGUUUCAUGGUAAUGUGAGAAAUUGGAGCUCCCAGUUGAAUAUUGAUGCAUCCCUCAAUAUGAUGAUGGGGUACUACAACAGUUUUCUUGCUCUUUGGGAACCUCUUAUAGAACCUGUGCAAACCAAGAAAGCCGGAAAAAUUAGCCUGAUGCCUUGGGAGCUCACACUGGAGAUGGCCAUAAAUAACCCUGAAGAUCAGUCGAUAAUGAGUCCUGUAGAAUCUGAUAUGACCAGUAUUUCUCUUCAGCCCGUCACUAGCAUAGAUGUGAUCUCCAAAACUACCUUAGAGCUCACUAUGACAAAAACUUGUCUACAUGUGCUGACAAGUUUGGGUGGAUCUUUCUCCUCUGCAAUGGAAAAGAGGGAUUUUGUUCCUGUUAAAAAACAAUCGUCGCAUAAAUUCAUCAACGAAAUAGGUAGUCCUGUGACACUUAUGCUGCAGCAAGGCCCAUUCAAGAUCACUGGUACGGACUUUGGUGUAGAACCCAAUGAGGUUAUCUUGGAGACAGGGGCCGAGGUGCAUCUCGAAUUGAAACAAUCUCAGAAGGAAUACAUUAAGCUCAGCGAUGUAUUGAUAACACAAAGUUAUUCAGUGAAAUCUAGAUAUUUGAGUGUUAAGGUAAACGAGAUGAAUUGCACUUUGGAAUUACCUGUAGCAAGAGCAGACACAAGAUACUUUACACUCAAAUAUAGAAGCUCGAAUAAUCAGUCUUAUGGUGUUAUUUCUGAAUCUCAAAUGGUUGAUGGAAUCAUGACAAUAACUCUUAGGAGUAUUUUACAGGUUCACAACCAUUUCCAUGUUCCCAUAGAAAUCUACAUUCUCACUUCAAGUGGCAACGAAAUAAAGAGAAUAGCGAUUGUACAACCUUAUAAAUUGGUUAAUAUUCCUUUAUCUGGUGUUUAUACUCCCACAGAAGAGCUUUUCUUCGCAGUAGAAGGCUAUUCUAUUACGUCAGUGCCUUUUGUAUGGAAGGAGUUACAGUCGAACCUCACUUCGUCUAAAUUACUUCAGUGUCGCCCUAAGGAUGUAUCUCAAGGCACGGAACCUUUCACCAUUCGAGUGAUAGGAAAAAUGCUCCAAGUAUUUCACGAGAAUACACUAAGACAUACAAUGGCCAGUACUUGCUAUAGUGUCCAUUUGAGACCUUCAGUCUCAUUAAAAAAUUAUUUACCUAUACCAAUAGUCUGUUGUGUCGAAAAUGUAGUAGAUGAAAUUUCAAUCAAUCCUGGCGACACCUUGCAGUUACCGAAUUGUAGUCCUGGGCAGUCUGUAGCAGUGAUCAGGUUGGAUAAUUAUCUGGAUAAGGAAUGGAGUUGUAGGCAGGAAAUUCUUGAAGAAAUGGAUGAAUUCAGCGUCUGGACAUUCAAUAGUUAUGAUAGCACUUCCAAAGUAUCUUUGAAUUUAGGUAUUCAUAGGAAAACUAGACACGAAACUCUUGAACUCGAACUUUAUUGUCCAUUCUGGAUGUUGAACAAGUCAGGAUUGCUGCUUUCAUACAAGAGCUCCGAUGAUAUAACCAGUAUCAUACAUCACCCUCCUGAGUAUCAAAAACCAAUACUGUUCUCUUUCAAUGCUAAAAGUUUCUUUUCGAAGAAGAAAGCUUCAGUUCGUGUUCGGGACGGAGUAUGGUCCGACAAGUUCUCCCUUGACGUUGCAGGAUCAUCAGGUGUUUUAGUUUGUAAAACUGAUGAUCAGAUAUACCAGGUUGGAGUUACAAAUCAGUUAACAAACAAUGGCCUAACGAAACAAGUUACCUUCACUCCAUACUACGUGAUAAUAAAUAACACGUCAUUCGCAAUGGAAUUCCAAGAAAGUAUACGCCCUGCCGAUCAUUGGUUAAAGGUGGAACCUGAAUCAUGUGUAUCCUUAUGGCCAAUUAGCGAAUAUGAUGAUAAGCUCUUGAGGCUUAGAAUAUGCGGAACUGACGAAAUAUCACAACCGUUCUUGUACACCGAAAGUCAUACCACCUUGCUCAGAUUGGAUAACAAGUACGGUGGUGUGAACGUAGAUAUACAAAUCACAGAAGGAGGCAUUUACAUCAGCCUAGCUUCUUACGGACUUGGUAUGGCGCCUGCUCUGAUUGUCAACCAUACUAGGGAUGACAUGAAUUUCUGGGAGAAGCAAUCCGCCAAGAUAAGCAAAUUGAAGAAGAAACACUCAAUGCUAUACACAUGGGAAAACCCAUCUGGUCCUCGAAUUCUAGUCUGGGAAGGUGGCAAUAAAGCCGAAAUAGAAAACGACUUGAGGAAAGACGAGAUAGGAGAAUAUACUGUCGGUACAAAAAGUAGCAGUUAUAAAAUUUUCUGGGUUUCGUUCUUAGACGGUAUGCAGAGAGUUCUUCUUUUCACCGAGGAUAGUUACAUAGCUGAAAAUGUACAAUCGGCUAAACACUUUGAAACCAUUGAUCAAGAACUGACUGUGUCACUCCACGGUCUCGGGCUUUCAUUAAUCGAUAACAUAUCGAAGAGGGAUGUUAUGUAUAUGGGAAUAACUAGUUCAGGUGUAAUCUGGGAAGUUUGUAAACUGAAUUCCAAGAGAUUCAAACAUAUGACAACAAAAGAAAGCGCCAUGAUCGAAGCCGCCUAUCAAGAUUAUCUUCUCAAUCCAGAGGCUAGAAAAGGCAUCGUAAAUGUGGGUGGUAAGAUGGAAGUAGAUUUUGCGCUUGGUCAGAUGUUUAAGCCUAACAAAAGGAAGAUAAAGAGGAGUUUUCAGACUGCAGUAUGGUUCCAACAGAAGAGUAGUAGCAGUCAGUUGCAGCUUCAUGCCAAGUUGAAUCAUUUACAGAUUGAUAAUCAGUUGCCGAAUAGCCUGUUCCCUGUUGUUUUAGCCACCGUAAAUCCACCAAAAAGCUUAGCUUUAAAUACAGGAAUCAGACCCUUCGCAGAAAUGAGUAUAGUCCAAUUAUUCAUCAAGAACAGUCAGGUUAAACAGUUCAAAUAUUUCAAGGUUCUCAUCCAAGAGUUCCAUGUUAAGGUAGAAAUGGGUUUCGUCAACGCAAUGCUGAGUAUCGUUGCAGCUAAGGAAUAUACUGAACAGGAAGAAAAAGAAUAUUUCGAUAAGGAUAUGGAAGUGGCUGAUGAACAGCUUUAUACUCAUGUUUCUACACAAGCCCAGCAGGAACAGAAGAGUUUUUACGAUGUACUGCAUUUUUCACCCUUGAAAAUACAUGUGAGUUUUUCAAUGGGUGCUGGCGCUGGAGAAUCAACCGAAACCUCUAAUUUCCUUAAUGUCAUUUUGAGCAGUGUUGGAGUCACAGUCACUGAUAUGCAAGAUGUGAUAUUCAAGCUGGCGUUUUUCGAGAGAGAAUACACUUUUUUAACUCAAAAGCAACUUGUAAACGAAGCAUCAAAACAUUAUAUAGGCCAGUUGUUGAAGCAGCUGUAUGUUCUAGUACUUGGCUUAGAUGUACUUGGAAAUCCUUAUGGUCUUGUAUUAGGAAUAACCAAAGGUGUUGAGGAUUUGUUUUAUGAGCCAUUUCAGGGAGCAAUUCAAGGGCCUGGGGAGUUUGCAGAAGGAAUAGCUCUUGGUGUGAGAAGUUUGUUUGGGCAUACCGUAGGUGGUGCUGCUGGCGCAGUUUCUAGAAUCACGGGCGCGAUGGGCAAAGGCGUUGCUGCGCUUACGUUUGAUGAUGACUAUCAGAGGAAAAGAAGGGACCAAAUCAGUAAAAAGCCAACAAGUAUUCAGGAAGGAUUCGCUAGGGGAGGGAAAGGUUUGGUGAUGGGUGUCUUCGAUGGUGUCACAGGUGUAGUAACGAAACCAAUUUCCGGUGCAAUGGAGGAUGGUGUUGGGGGCUUUUUCAAAGGCCUCGGUAAGGGUGCUGUUGGGUUGAUAGCCAGGCCAACUUCUGGUGUCAUUGACUUUGCCAGUGGUUCCUUAGAUGCAGUUAAAAGAGCAGCUGACUUGGGAGAAGAAGCAACGCGGCUUAGGCCCCCAAGAUUUAUUCAAGCAGAUGGUUUGAUCAAACCUUACAAUAAACAAGAAGCUGAAGGUUACAAACUUUUAAUAGAUUUGGAUAAAGGAAAAUUUGCUAAGACGGACAUAUACGUCUUCCAUCAUUACGUGGACAAAAAGGAAGUAUUGUUGCUGACUGAUCAGAGGUUGGCCUAUAUUACACAUAAUGAAAUCUUUGGAGGAUGGCAGAUGGAUUGGUCCUUCACUUGGCCUGAGCUGACUCAUCCCGCGAGAGUAGUUGCGAAAGGAGUUAUGGUUCCCAUAACAGAAAAGAAGAAGAAGUUGGGGAUGUUUGGAUCUAGUGAAAAUGGCAAAAUUAUACUGAUAGAAAAUCCACACCUUAAAGAAGUAGUUUGUCAGAAAAUCGAAUCGUUGAGAGGAAACGUUUAGAUUAUAUAUCCAUUAAAAUGUAUGAAUUACCUCAUCACAAAGUAUCGAUGUUAUUUUUAUAUAAUUCGCCAUUUCUUUUAUUUUUAAUUCUAUUCAAUUGUUUACGCUUUUUGAAAAAUAUAUGAAUAUAUGAGGA
This is a messenger RNA of Coccinella septempunctata (seven-spotted ladybird), 10130 nucleotides long. RefSeq names its product vacuolar protein sorting-associated protein 13 (gene Vps13). The record is from RefSeq and is a predicted model, not a curated record. The transcript has 41 exons. Gene Ontology annotation, cellular component: extrinsic component of membrane. The coding region runs from base 323 to 9994 and encodes 3223 amino acids. Gene Ontology annotation, biological process: protein retention in Golgi apparatus; protein targeting to vacuole. Lineage: Eukaryota; Metazoa; Arthropoda; Insecta; Coleoptera; Coccinellidae.